Bacidia gigantensis is the source of this 321-nucleotide messenger RNA. RefSeq lists its product as uncharacterized. The coding region runs from base 1 to 321 and encodes 106 amino acids. The record is from RefSeq and is a predicted model, not a curated record. NCBI's taxonomy places the organism in Eukaryota, Fungi, Ascomycota, Lecanoromycetes, Lecanorales, Ramalinaceae. The transcript has 2 exons.
AUGGAGAGGGGCAACGAUCCUUUUGAGAUCCUAUGGGAACGUUUCACAGGGAUCGAUGGUCAAGACGCAGAAGACAUAAGGAACGAAAAGGGUGAGUCGAGGGACAAUCCAGCGAGAAGACCACUUGACAACGAUACCGAGCUGGGAUCCGGUCUCUACCAGAGAUUUGGAGCAGCUUUCCCGCCCGAGUCGACCAGGAUAAACGAAUCUAAGAGGAUUGGAUCCUCCACAGAGAUCGUCGAUCUAACCGGCGACUCGGAGAGUGAAAAGCAGGGUGGGAUCGCGGAUGAAGCUUUCUUGAUCUUCCUGCAGCACACGUAG